Molecule: messenger RNA, 1160 nt
Organism: Aspergillus heteromorphus CBS 117.55
Lineage: Eukaryota; Fungi; Ascomycota; Eurotiomycetes; Eurotiales; Aspergillaceae
Product: putative mitochondrial inner membrane protease subunit Imp2
Exons: 2
Coding region: 231-1067 (278 amino acids)
Biological process (GO): mitochondrial respiratory chain complex assembly
Cellular component (GO): membrane; mitochondrial inner membrane peptidase complex
Molecular function (GO): serine-type endopeptidase activity
Source: RefSeq, a predicted model, not a curated record
CCAAAUCCCAGCCAUUGCUCCCCAUUGACCUACAGCCUUGCAACUCGGUCUGCAAUAAUAUUACCUGGCAGGCAAUAUAUCCUAUUUCCCAACUAGAACCCCUCCCUCAAACCCCUCAGACGCGUUUCAAAACCAUCCGCUCAACGCCGACAGACGACCCGAACCGACCGCCGCAUCGCAUUGCAGGGCAACCUAAACCCUCCCCAAACCCAGCUCCAACACUUCCAGCAAUGCCGCCACCUCCCUCACCACCCCCGCAACAACAACCCAAAUUCCGAGUCCUCUCCCCAGAGCUCGCCCAAGCACGUCGCAGCUCCCCCUUACAACAAUCCCCGCCUGCAAGCUCCCAGCUCCACCCGCAACCGCAACCGCAACCGCAACAACAAAAACCACCCCGACCCUCCUUCUUCAGCCACCUCCGCAACAGCUACACCUCCCUCCCGCGGCCUUUCCGCCGCACGUUCCGCGUCCUGGGACCCCUCCUCCCCCUCCUUCCCAUCGGUCUCUUCUUCUCCGAACAUGUUCUCCAGGUGAUGUGGGUGCGCGGGCCCAGCAUGACGCCCUACCUGAACGAGGACUACGAUCAGAUGCAAACGAAGAGCGAUAUAGUGCUUGUGAAUAUGUGGGGAGGGGGCGGGUUGUGGCCGUGGGAGAGGAAGAGGAGGCUGGAAAGGGGGAUGUUGGUUACGUUUCGGUCGCCUGCCAACCCUCGUCACAUGGCUAUUAAGCGCAUCAUCGGAUUACCUGGGGAUCAGAUCACCACGCGAGAACCCUGCAUGAAGGAGACGCAGAUCGUGCCGUUUAAUCAUGUUUGGUUGGAGGGUGAUGCGCAGGAUGCGAGGAAGACCAUGGAUAGUAAUACUUACGGGCCGGUGAGUAUUAGUUUGGUGACGGGGAGGGUUCUGGCGGUCCUGUAUCCGCGGUGGAGGUGGUUGGAUUGGUCGGGCUGGGAGAAGGGGGUGGUUGAGGGGGAUGUUGAACGUAAGUUUGGCGAGAAUUACAGGCAGGAUGUGCGCAAUCGGGUGUUGAAGGAGGCUGUGAAGUUGGAGAGGCCGCUUUUGGAGUAGGAAGAGAAGAUGGAUUAUGUAUUAUUAUUAUUAUUAUUAUUAUUGUUGGAGCUUGUAUGUACAUAGGAUACUCUCUGUCUUGUGUAGAGGUAU